Molecule: messenger RNA, 279 nt
Organism: Racocetra persica
Lineage: Eukaryota; Fungi; Glomeromycota; Glomeromycetes; Diversisporales; Gigasporaceae
Source: the annotation of a GenBank genome assembly
GCUCAGACUUUGCUGGAUACUAUACUUGAUAUACUAAAUACUGAUAGCGAAAAGGCCUUUAUAGAAUAUUGGAAAACCAUUGAAAAAUCUAGUGAGAUUUCAAAAAAAUUGCCAAGAAAACAAAUUAAGCAACUUUGUGGUCUUUGGGCCAUUGAGGCUAAAGUUCUUAAGCUUGCAUUUUUAACAACCAUAACAGAAAUCACCUAUAAAGAAUUACAAGAAUCACUAAGAAAAGAGCAUAAGAUGCUUAUUCAGAUUAAGAUGAAAUUACGAGAAUAG